AUGAUUAAGACAUUGCCCUAUAAAUGCUGCUUCUUGUCUACCUUCAUAGUCGUGCUGGUUGUCGUACUUGGCAUUAAUAUCUACUUCAUUCACCUUUUCCAACAGUCCUUAAGGACAAUUUACCUACCCUUCACUAGAAAUAGUUCAACUGCCUACCUGCUGUCAGCGAAAGUCUCCGACGUAAGUACAAUUGAUGCCAAACUGCAAGGCCAAUCAUUUCUGCCGUUGAGGGAUUCCGCUAGCGGAGAGGUGGCCAUUGUUGUGCCGUAUAGGAAUCGAAGCGAGGAUUUGCUCAGAUUCCUCACGCAUAUGCUUCCAUUUCUCAGCGCCCAGAAGAAGCAGUGUGUCAUACUUGUCGUGGAGCAGGCUGGCAAUGACAGCUUUAAUCGAGCUAAACUUCUUAAUGUCGCAGUCAGGGAGGUAAGGAAAAGUGUUCCCGGUGAUCGACUGUUUGGCAUCGAAUGUUUCAUUUUCCAUGACGUUGACAAAGUGCCUACUUCACCUUCUGUUGUCUACGAUUGUGGGAAAAAUGUUCGGCAAUUAUGCAACGUAUUUCGCAGUGGCAAUAAUAUUACACGGUGGUACAAUUCAUUCCUCGGAGCAGUUACGGCCUUCAGUUGGAGGCAUAUUGCAACAAUUAACGGCGCUUCAAACCUCUUCUACGGCUGGGGUGGUGAAGACGAUGAGCUUUCGCUUAGAUUGCAGCUGAACAAUAUUAAGGUAGAUCGACCCACGGGUACUAUGGGAGUUUUCACAGAAUUCAAUCCAAAUCAUCCUCGAGAUAAGAAUCCUCAGAGAGUGCAAUUAUCGAGGCCCGAAAGUGUGAUCCCUCGCUGGCGCAAGGAUGGUAUUAAUCAAACACGUUACCAACUGCUUGACAGACGUGACUACGAACACUUUGUUUGGAUUCUCGCGGCGAUUUGA
Molecule: messenger RNA, 924 nt
Organism: Dibothriocephalus latus
Lineage: Eukaryota; Metazoa; Platyhelminthes; Cestoda; Diphyllobothriidea; Diphyllobothriidae
Source: the annotation of a GenBank genome assembly